AACGUACAAAAGCACAAAAUCUAAAUAUAGUAGCUAUAGUAACUGACAGUGCAUCAUCUUAUGCCUCGGCACGACACAAAAUACGAUUAGAAAGGCCAGAUCUUGUGUUCCUGCCAUGCUUUGCACAUCAGGCCAAUCUUUGCAUUGGUGAUAUUUUCAGAUAUUCAUCAGAAUACAAAUGUACAGCAGACAUAACAUUUUGGAAAAAUGUUGAUGAGCUUGCCGAUUGUUUGCUGCUAUUUUAUGAGGAUGAAACUGGUGGAUUUGCAGUUAUAUUCAAUUUACAAUUUCGAGUUCAUGCUUUAUCAAGCCAAGUUUUUUUUAGCCUUGAACGAAUAUCUAGCUGGACUGAAUAUUAUUAUGAAAAGUGGUUUAAUGAAAAACCAAAACAUUUUAAUAAUACUCUUGAAGCGAUUUCAGAAGAACAUAAUGUACAAGGUAAGAUGGCAAAUAAUGUAGUUAGGCUUGCACUACUGUGGUAUUGGGAGUUCGCUGCACUUAAUCUAAAAGAAAUCAGCAUGGUUGCACAAAGGCUGUUCAGCAUUAAAGUCAAUUCAGCUCCAUGUGAACGACUUUUUUUUCGCAUGGGGUGGUUUUAUACUUCUCAACGAUGUCGCUUUAAG
This is a messenger RNA of Dentiscutata erythropus, 623 nucleotides long. The record is from the annotation of a GenBank genome assembly. NCBI's taxonomy places the organism in Eukaryota, Fungi, Glomeromycota, Glomeromycetes, Diversisporales, Gigasporaceae.